Cololabis saira (Pacific saury) is the source of this 2110-nucleotide messenger RNA. RefSeq names its product V-type proton ATPase subunit d 1. The transcript is spliced from 8 exons. Gene Ontology annotation, biological process: vacuolar transport; proton transmembrane transport; vacuolar acidification. Gene Ontology annotation, cellular component: proton-transporting V-type ATPase, V0 domain; vacuolar proton-transporting V-type ATPase complex; lysosomal membrane. Gene Ontology annotation, molecular function: proton-transporting ATPase activity, rotational mechanism. Lineage: Eukaryota; Metazoa; Chordata; Actinopteri; Beloniformes; Belonidae. The record is from RefSeq and is a predicted model, not a curated record. The coding region runs from base 65 to 1117 and encodes 350 amino acids.
UGACGGUCACGUGUCCAGUCAGCUGACUCUAGCGGAGCUGCGAACCUGCCUGACGGUAGCCAGGAUGCCUUUCUCCGAGCUCUAUUUUAACGUUGAUAAUGGCUACCUGGAGGGGCUGGUCAGGGGAUUUAAAGCUGGAAUACUGUCCCAGGCGGAUUAUUUAAACCUCGUCCAGUGUGAGACCCUGGAAGACCUGAAGCUCCACCUGCAGAGUACUGACUAUGGCAGCUUCCUGGCAAAUGAGGCUUCCCCUCUCACUGUGUCUGUAAUUGACGACAAGCUGAAGGAGAAGAUGGUGGUGGAGUUUCGCCACAUGAGGAACCAGUCAUAUGAACCGCUGGCCAGUUUCAUGGAUUUUAUCACGUACAGCUACAUGAUUGAUAACGUCAUCCUGCUGAUCACCGGUACUCUGCACCAGCGUGCCAUCUCUGAGCUGGUGCCAAAAUGUCACCCACUGGGCAGCUUCGAGCAGAUGGAGGCAGUGAACAUUGCCCAGACCCCUGCUGAGCUUUACAACGCCAUCCUGGUGGACACACCGCUGGCUGCGUUCUUCCAGGAUUGUAUCUCUGAGCAGGACUUGGAUGAGAUGAACAUUGAAAUCAUCCGUAAUACACUUUAUAAGGCUUAUUUAGAGGCUUUCUACAAGUUUUGCUCCAACUUAGGAGGAACGACGGCCGAUACCAUGUGUCCUAUUCUGGAGUUUGAGGCCGACCGGAGAGCCUUCAUCAUCACCAUCAACUCGUUUGGCACCGAGCUGUCCAAAGAAGACCGUGCUAAGCUCUUCCCCCACUGCGGCAAGCUUUACCCAGAAGGCCUUGCCCAGUUGGCCCGUGCAGACGACUAUGAGCAAGUCAAAGCUGUGGCCGAUUUUUAUCCUGAGUACAAGCUUCUGUUUGAGGGUGCCGGCAGCAACCCCGGAGAUAAAACACUGGAGGACCGUUUCUUUGAGCACGAGGUGAAGCUGAACAAGUUGGCUUUCCUCAAUCAGUUCCACUUCAGCGUGUUCUACGCCUACGUCAAGCUGAAGGAGCAGGAAUGCAGGAACAUUGUCUGGAUCGCUGAGUGCAUUGCCCAGCGGCACCGCGCCAAAAUUGAUAACUACAUUCCCAUCUUUUGAGCGUCCUCUGUCUGAACUCCCCUUCUCCUUUCCAUCAUCAUUUCUUUCAUUCUUCUGUCUGCAGUCACAGCAAGAUGGUAAAGAUUCUGGUGGUUUGAUGUGAAACUCUCCAUCCUUCAGUCGUUAAGUGUGAAAUGGUUCUUUACAACAGAAGUUCUUGUGAGUUUAAGUUUAUAUUGUUUUCUAAAAGUGAAACAGUCAAAUGCAGAAGGAUCACAUGCGCAAAGGUUAUCGGGGCUUCUUUGGACCCAUUUGACUGUCAAACACUGGUCUGUGAUUUCUAGAGCUUGGUGCACUGUUGACUCAGCACCACCUGUCCUGACGUGUCACUUAAAAUAAACUCCAGCAGGAAUUUGCAAAUUUAUAAGAGCAUGAAUGAAGCCGACAGUCAGCAAGACAGAGAAGCUUUUUUCUGCAGAACUUCAACGAUGGCAAACCACAACCAUCUUCCUUUUUUGUGAUAAUCUGCUUCACCACAGACGUAUCUGCAAAUAUCUGUCAACAGAUUUCCCGAAUCUUAACAUCUGAACCUCAUUUAGUUCAGCUCCAAGCAGACAGACGUGAAAACAUUCCUCUGCUCUUCAGACAAGUAUUCGUUUCUGUUCUAGUUCUUCUCAUGUCUGGUAAUUGUUGUUCUUUUGUCCUUAACUAAAAAGUGACAUGUACGAGCUUCUUCUUUUUAAAAAAUUGUUUCGACUCACUAGAUUGAUGUUGAAUAUUAAAAACCCAGCAGCUGAGCAGGAGCAUCCAGUCCCUCCAUCCCUGCUCUUGUGACCGUUCUGUACAUGAACAUACCAGAAUGAAGCAAAAUCGAGUCGCUAUAUGAAAGAGUUAAUGUUAAACUAUACAAAGAUAUAUAGAUAUUUAAAGAUGAGUGUAUGAUUUUUGUUUUCUCAUGCUGUAAAAUUUAUUUCUGUUUUUGAUCUGUUGUUGUGAAUGUGUGUGUUGUAUAUGCAUCAAAGAAUAAACUGCCAUUGAGCAGGUCUGAGGAAA